Nematolebias whitei (Rio pearlfish) is the source of this 839-nucleotide messenger RNA. Its product is annotated as transcription factor Adf-1. The coding region runs from base 47 to 712 and encodes 221 amino acids. Gene Ontology annotation, cellular component: nucleus; transcription regulator complex. Gene Ontology annotation, molecular function: DNA binding. The transcript is spliced from 2 exons. The record is from RefSeq and is a predicted model, not a curated record. Lineage: Eukaryota; Metazoa; Chordata; Actinopteri; Cyprinodontiformes; Rivulidae. Gene Ontology annotation, biological process: regulation of transcription by RNA polymerase II.
GAUCCCUGUCCGCCCAGGUUCUUUACGCUCUUGUUUUGCUAGCAAGAUGGAUGAGUUCGAGGAGCAGUUGGCCGAGACUGUGAAGAAUUACAGCCAUCUUUACAACUGUGCCAACAAACCAUAUAAAGACAGUGAAAUGGCGAAGAACUCGUGGAAGGAGAUAGCGCAGUUAAUGUGCACGGACGAGAUCGUCUGUAGGAAACGGUGGCGGUCUCUUCGGGACAAAUUUGCAAAGGCCAAACGGCGAGUUCAGAGUCGGAAGAAAAGCCCCGGCGGCAAGAAGAUCGCCAUUCCGGCGCUGUACACCGCUUUACAGUGGCUGGACGUCCAUGUAAAGAACCGGGAGACGACCACCAAUAUGAUGAGCGUGUCACACGUUGAGUUUGCUGGAGGAGCACAUGACCUGGAGAAAGAGCAAGACCGAGUCAAGCAGGAGCAGCUUGACCUCCUGCCAGUUAUCAGUACUGUUUAUUCUCCGGCUGACUCCAGUCCAAGCAGCCAUCAGAUUGUUGAAACCUCUUUUAAACCUAAAAGACAGUCGAGCUCACAAACUGAGAAGAGUUCUGCAGACGCCCGCAGCAGCCUCAGAGAUGAAGACGAACUGUUUCUGCUCAGCCUUCUGCCCUCCAUAAAGAGGCUUACUAACAAGAAAAAGAUGGAGGUCCGGAUGAGGUUUCAGCAGGUGCUUUAUGCUGCAGAAUUUGACAACUAAAAAGACAUUGUUGGUGGAAGGACGUUGCAGUUGGUCACAUGCACAGACUUUACCGCUUGUAAAUCAUUAUUUUAUUGUCAUAAAUAAAUUAUAAAUAUUUUGUAUCUACUGUAUAUCUGUUCUGAUG